CACUCUCUGUCACGUGACCUUCUCCACUCCACGUGCUGCUCUUUCUCUCCAAGGAUUGCUGCGGAUUCUCUCGGUGGGUGCAGGGAAGCCUCGCGUCCGGCGUGGAGACGCUACUGUUGAGAAGCCUAGCGUUGGCCAAACAAGGUAGCCGACUUCUUCGUCUGAGACACCUUUGUGGACCUACAAUGCCAAAACGAGUGAAGAAGGAAGAAGAAGAGAUCCUUCCAGCAGAGGAAGGGACCACAGAGCCAGAGCCUAAAAAGGCGAUGGGCGAUGCACCGAAACCAGAGAAAGAGGCCGAUGGUCCAAUCUUAUACCAAGAUCCUCCUGAUAAGCUCACUACACCCAGUGACAAAAAAUACACUAUGAAGAUCACAUCCUGGAACGUAGAUGGCAUCCGAGCCUGGUUCAAGAAGAAGGGCCUGGAGUGGGUGACUGAAGAGGACCCUGAUGUGUUGUGCUUACAAGAAACAAAAUGUACAGAAAAACAGUUGCCUGCUGAGAUUCGGGAUCUGGCCGAAUACCCCCAUAAAUUUUGGGCCUGUUCUACUGACAAGGAAGGCUACAGCGGCGUGGCUAUGCUCUCCAAGAACAAGCCUCUAGAUGUCACUUAUGGGAUAGGUGAAGAAGAGCAUGACAAAGAAGGCCGGGUUAUCACAGCGGAGUUCCCCUCCUACUUCCUGGUGACCGCCUAUGUGCCCAACGCCGGUCGGGGACUGGUGCGCCUGGAGUACCGCCAACGUUGGGAUGAGGCCUUCCGCUCUUACCUGGAAGGCCUGGUUGCCCGCAAGCCUCUUAUUCUGUGCGGCGACCUCAAUGUAGCUCACCAGGAGAUCGAUUUGAAGAACCCCAAAGGAAAUAAGAAGAAUGCGGGCUUCACUCCAGAAGAGCGGGCUGGUUUCACCCAACUGCUGGAAGCUGGCUUUGUCGACACUUUCCGGCAUCUCUAUCCUGACACCCCCAAUGCCUACACUUUCUGGACAUAUAUGAUGAAUGCCCGGGCUAAGAAUGUGGGAUGGAGGCUUGAUUACUUUGUAAUCUCCAAAGAGCUCCUGGAAGGUUUGUGUGACAGCAAGAUCCGCUCCUCAGCCUUGGGGAGUGACCACUGCCCCAUCACCCUCUAUGUGGCCGUGUAACCCAUGCAGACAAGGCCCAGCCCUAUUGUAGCUUCAGUGGGAAAAGAAAAAGUUAAAAUUAUGUCUAUGACUACUCAACCCUAAUUUUAGAGCAGUGUUUUUCAACCAUGGCACCCUUCAGACGUGUGGACUUCAACUCCCAGAUCUCCUGAGUGGCUGACUGGGGAAUUCUGGGAGUUGAAGUCCACUUGUCUUAAGGCAGUGAUGGCGAAGCUUUUUCGUACCAGCGUGCCAACCUGCGUGCUGGAAAUAGCAUGCAAAACCAUCCCACGAGGAACGUGCUGCCUCGUUGGUCUUCCCACGUGCAGGAGCAACAAAACCCAAGAGCAGCAUUCCAUCGCACGUGUGCGCUAGUACCCAAAUUUAUGGUUACUGGCGCAGAUGCGACAAACAGCUGGCCAUCACACAUACAUGCAAUGGAAAGCCGGAUAUUCGGGGGCCAGUGCACACAUGCGCACUGGGACACUACUCUUCCAGAAUUCGGCACUCCCAUGUGCACGAAAACCAGCUGGCCAGCAUGUGUAUGUGCACAGAUACAUGGAAGAGGAGGAGUGAGGCUGUGCAUUCCUCGCGCGGUGGUUUUGCGUGUUGUUUCUGGCACGUAUGCCAUAGGUUCGCCACCACUGUCUUAAGGUCGCCAAGAUUGAAAAACACUGCUCCAGAGUCAGGAUCUGAAUCCUUUUCCAUAAGGUAAGCUACUCCCAGGCUGCUAAUAGGGUUCCUCAAUGUAAUUUUGUUUUUUUCAAAAGGCAUAUGUGGCCACUUUGGGGUUAAAUGGAAAUAAACUCUUUGAGUUUCUUCUGCCUGCUCAAGUUCUCCAGAGAAAAUGGCUUAAAACAGGUGGAGAACUGUGGCCAUUUUAUGACCUGUGGACUUCAUUCAACUCCCAGAAUUCCUGAUCCAGCAUAGCUGCCUCAGGAAUUCUGGGAGUUGAAGGCCACAAAUCAUAGACCCCAUAUUUCUCCACCUCUAGCUUAAAAGGUGGGAUUGGAGCAGGAUGGGUGCAAGCUAUUAAAAGCAUCCAUUGAUUCCGGAGAUAGCAAGGAUCAUACUGGAGUCUUCUAGUGUUUGCAAAAUAAAAAAUAAAAAAAAAUAUGGCUAAGUGGAGGCAUUACUCCACUGCUCUUGUUCUCCAGAUGUUAGCUAUCUUCCGCGUUUUGAGUAUUGCCCCUCAUGAAAAAGUAGCCUGCCUUCCUUCAUUUUAUUUUCCCCUUCCCACUGCUUUGAGAAAGGUGGAAUUCACCGAGAUGUAUUUUGAUUUCCCAGAAAACAUUAAACUUUCCUAAUAUAAAUCAA
This is a messenger RNA of Thamnophis elegans (Western terrestrial garter snake), 2432 nucleotides long. It is a transcript of the gene APEX1, whose product is annotated as apurinic/apyrimidinic endodeoxyribonuclease 1. The transcript has 5 exons. Gene Ontology annotation, cellular component: nucleus. The record is from RefSeq and is a predicted model, not a curated record. Gene Ontology annotation, molecular function: double-stranded DNA 3'-5' DNA exonuclease activity; DNA binding; endonuclease activity. The coding region runs from base 186 to 1136 and encodes 316 amino acids. Lineage: Eukaryota; Metazoa; Chordata; Lepidosauria; Squamata; Natricidae. Gene Ontology annotation, biological process: base-excision repair.